UUGCGCCAUCUUGCAGUGCAAACUUCAAUCAUGCCAUGUGUCAAUUAAGAUUUUGAUAAACAUUACACUGAUUGAUUUCAAUAAAACUUUAAAAAAUGUCGUAUUUAACAGAAGAAGGUGAAAACCAAGAAAAAAUGAAAACGGAAUUGGAACAAAAGGAAAUUCUUCAACAAAAACAUUAUUUUCUUUUAAAUGAAUUGCAGAAUAUGGCAAGAGAACUACCACAAAAAUAUCAGCAAAGACUACCUUAUGAAUUACUUUCUAGUUUAGCCCAUGCAUUAUUAGAUGGAACUGUGUUCCAGAUAGUUCAAGAUUUAAAAGAAAUACAAUAUAUAACAGAGCGUCAGCUGUUUGAAAGGAGAAUGAAGACAAUAAAUAUCAAUAAGACUCUUCGCCAAGAAGUACUUAAGAAGCAUAAAGAAGCUUUAAGUCAGAUUAAUCUUCCUAAUAUUGCAGCUAUUCAAGCAAAACAAGAAAAAGAAAUUGAAGAAUUAGACAAAUGGCAAGAUGAAGACGAAACAAAAACAAAUAUGAAAAUAAUACUUGAACUGGAUCAAACUGUUAGUGAUCAACAAGUAACUUUAGAAAAGGCAGGAGUUCCUGGAUUCUUUGUUACUAACAAUCCAAAUGAAAUCAGACUGCAGAUGUAUUUAUUAGAAUUUAUUAUUCGUAUAGGUAGUUCAGAGGCUUUCAUGUCAAAUAAUUGAAUCCAUCUUUUGUAAAUAUUUUUAAUAGAUUGCUAUUUGUAAAAAUUUUGUAAAUAUAUUUGAA
Molecule: messenger RNA, 771 nt
Organism: Centruroides sculpturatus (bark scorpion)
Lineage: Eukaryota; Metazoa; Arthropoda; Arachnida; Scorpiones; Buthidae
Gene: gdl
Product: protein DGCR6-like
Exons: 5
Coding region: 96-707 (203 amino acids)
Source: RefSeq, a predicted model, not a curated record